Brienomyrus brachyistius is the source of this 3099-nucleotide messenger RNA. RefSeq names its product F-box and leucine-rich repeat protein 15 (gene fbxl15). The transcript is spliced from 5 exons. The coding region runs from base 108 to 989 and encodes 293 amino acids. NCBI's taxonomy places the organism in Eukaryota, Metazoa, Chordata, Actinopteri, Osteoglossiformes, Mormyridae. Gene Ontology annotation, molecular function: protein binding. The record is from RefSeq and is a predicted model, not a curated record.
CCCGGAAGCGGCCCUUUAAUCUCCAGCUAGCCGACUGCACUGUGCCGAAAGGUUUCUGCCGUCAAAAGGCAGGCGCGCCGUUCAGGAUCAGGGACCGAUUCCCAGAAAUGGAGGAGCGAUCGGGGGGCGUUAACAGGUGCCAGCUCCUGGACCUGCCGUGGGAGGACGUGCUGGUCACCCACAUAUUCUGCUACCUCCCGCUCCGGCAGCUAGUCAGCCUGCAGAGAGUGAGCAAGCAGUUUCACACUCUCAUCCAGGUCUAUUUGGCUAACUGUCGCUCCUUUGACCUCACGCAGGUAGGCCCUCGGAUGCCAAAGGAGGCUUUCUGCAAUAUGCUGAAAGACAACAAAGUUCUACAGAGCCUGGUUCUCCAGAACUGUUCCGAUUGGGUGACAGACAAAGAGCUCCUGCCCGUGAUUGGCCAGAACCAGCACCUGCUGCAGAUUGACAUGCGGGGCUGCGUACGGCUGAGCCGCCACGCCCUGGUAGCCGUGUCGCUCAGCUGCACGCGUCUGCAGCACCUGGGCCUGGCGCACUGUGAAUGGGUGGACAGUCUGUCGCUGCGCAGCCUGGCCGACCACUGCCGGGGUCUGCGCUCCAUCGACCUGACGGCCUGCCGGCAGCUGAAGGAUGAGGCCGUCUGUUAUCUGGCCGGGAAGUGUACUGGUCUCAGAUCCAUCUCGGUGGCGGUCAACGCUAACAUCACCGACGUGGCGGUGGAAGAGGUGGCCAAGAACUGCAGGGACCUGGAACAGCUGGACCUCACAGGCUGCCUGAGGGUUAGGAACGACUCCAUCAGGACAGUCGCUGAAUACUGCCCCAAACUGCAGUCCCUCAAGGUCAACCACUGCCACAAUGUCACUGAGUCCAGCCUGGGGGUACUGCGGCGGCGGAACGUGGCGAUAGACGUGGAGCCGCCCCUGGAGAGGGCUCUGGUCCUGCUGCAGGACGUGGUGGGGUUCGCACCCUUCAUCAACCUCCAGAUCUAGGCGGGAGCCGGUCAUGUGAUGGUGCCUCCGGACCACUUGGCAUUUUACAGCACUGAAUGGGUAGAUGACUCCAUUUCCAAGAUGACCACGGCUGACCUAUCAGCGGAGAGAUGAACCAAGAAGCGAACACGUCAAACGUAUUGUGUCCUUAAUGUCGUAAUACCUGCCGCCUGUUCCCUGCAGUAAAUAUGCUGUAAUGCACCGGCUGAUUUAAAUCCAGUCGGGGAGGACUUCAUUCUGGCCUCACGCAAAGGCGUACGCUAGUCAGCGUAGUAGUUAAUCUCCACAUCACACAGGACUGUAGCUUUAAUUUCAGUACAUUAAUGGGUAGUGCCUGGUAUCUAGUUACUGCGCUUAGUGGGCAGUUAUUCAGUAAGUGUAAUAUGGGGACACAUGCUUUGAAAACGUAAAUGUAAAAUUUGCUGAGUCUUCAAAACACUACAUGAUGUGUUAUUGCUGUAUCGUCCUCUUAAAAUUAUUAAUAGUAACAGAAAACAUUAUUCUCAACCCUGGAUACUCAGGUGUUAGGUGAAACUUUUUUUUUUUUUUUAAUUAUUGCAUUUCUUUAAAGAUUUUCACUAUAUUUUUCAUUUACACAUUAAUGUUAGUUUAGAAUCUGUCUUGCACCAAUACUUGCACAUAAAGUAUUUCAGGUCCGGUGUUGAUUUUGUAUGAAGAACGAAUUGAAGAUGUACAAAUGAAACCAUGCUUCUUUCGAUUUAAUAUUUAUGUCGUAGAUGUUUUGAGCUUUAAGUUUCAGUGUAAUUACUGUUUUGUUUGCUUAUGUUCCCAGAACACAUGAACAGCUGUUGUCAUUUGAUGUCUGUUAAUUUGAAACAAACUUGAAUUUCAAAGGAUACAAUGUGCGUGUAAUAUACUGUAAAUCUUUUUAUUGAAACCAUGAAAGUAAUUUUGAACACUGUAACUUUUAUUUAUGGCUUGGGUAAUAUGAAAAAUAUUAAUCUUAAUAUGUAACUGCUUCUAUAACUGGCUGCGUGUGUAAAGUCUUAUUUAUGACCAGGAUGUUAUGUUGUCUCAAUUCAUUGCUAUUCACAGAUGCAAGGAUAUAACUUAUUGUUCAUUUAAAAGUUUGUAUUUGAUACAGUGAUACAGCGAUGAACUCUAUUGAUCAGUAUGUUAUACCUUUCAUUGAAUCCAUGCUGUUAGGAAGCCGCGGCCAACAUUUCAGAUAUUCUGCCAGCUGACCUAAAAAGCUAAUCCAAAGGUGAAACUAUAAAACUAUCCAAGGUGAAAUUUGGAGGAAUUUUGCUUGAGGUCCUCACUUGUAUAACUUUAACACUCAGUGUGUACUAAAUCAGUAAUUCUCAACCCGUGGGUCGCGACAAGUUCUGAAAGGAUCGCGAGGGAGAGUUGGAAAUGUAAGCAUUUUAAAGCUAGCAAGCUCUGAGGCUGGUCCACGACCAGAUUUCCCAGCCCCACUCCUAGAAUUAACAUAUAUAAACGAUUCUUAGGUCUGCAAAUGCUUAGCGCAAAACUAGCGAACACUCAUCCAAUCCAAGAAGCGUAACCACAGAUGCUUAAUUUAAAAUUCACUGGCGCAUCCAAUCAGAUUUGUGCGAUAGGCAUUGAUCGGUGUAAACUGCAUAGUGCACUGCAUGCUUGGUAAUAGCGUUAAUUUUAACAUACUUUACAUAGAGUCGUGACUGGUCGCGGUGCAAUAAAGGUUGACAACCACUGUGCAAAAUAAUAUACAUUUAUUUGCAGGGGCUAAAUAAUAUUUUAGGGCGGCUAACCCCCUCCCCCCAAAAGUAGUCCUAGCGACACCCGCAUUAGCGCUUAAAUUUUAGAUAUGAACAUUUUCUUUGCAGCUGUGAAACCUAUAACACAUUACUACUAACUGUUAAUUAUCUAAGAUACUGACCGAUCUUCCAGAGUUUGUGAUAGUAUAGGUGUCCGGUCCGGGAUACUGAGGCAAUGCAGAAGUGGUUUUCAACACCAGCGACUGAAAUUCUCUAGCUGGCUCAGUGAAGGCUCUGUGACUACAGCUCCCUCUACUGGUGUUUAGCAUUUAUUAUCACAUGUAUUUAUCAAGUAUGCACAGAUUUGUUCUGUUUAAAUAGGCCUAUUAAAUCAAUACAUUGUAUUUAAA